Acanthoscelides obtectus is the source of this 613-nucleotide messenger RNA. The record is from the annotation of a GenBank genome assembly. Lineage: Eukaryota; Metazoa; Arthropoda; Insecta; Coleoptera; Chrysomelidae.
UUCAGUUUCCGCGGCACGCUACGCGCGCUACCCGGUCUUCCCGUCUGUUAUUAUGUGUGUAUAUCGCCGUAUACGGGGUGCGGAAAGUCGAGUGAAUCAGUGAAAUGUUUAAAUAAUUCUUUAUUUGGGUCUAAAUGUAUAAGCUUCGUAAUAAAAAUUAUCAAUUGCUAUGGAAUGAAAAUACAUGAUUAGUUCGUAAUUGUCUUAGAGAAACUGACAUUACUAGUUCAUUUGUUAUGGUGAGUGAUGAAUUGCGCAGUGUUGCGUCUCUAUGAAUCGGUGGUGGUGGAUUAACAUGUGCCAUUCUGGCAAGAUAAAGACUCAGCAGCAGCAGAACUACAUUCAUAGUAACAGCGGUUCCCUGAACGGCGCCCAUUCAUCGGAGUUCGGGUUUCCGGUAAUACCGCCAGGAGGAGUGAAGGAAGCAGCUAACACUUUGGUGACCGCUUUGCAAGCAGUCACCAGUCCUCCACCUCCAGAGCCGCACGUCCUCAAAGUACUCUCCAGGUGGCUGCAACAGGUAAGCACUAAUUCUUACAACCAUUUGGUAAGUACUUAGAAUAGUAACUUAAAAAAUAUGUUUGCAACAACUUCAGCGUUUGUAAGAUUUUUU